AGGCUGAAGCUCUUUGAAGGGCUGUGGCCCCUGCAGGCUCAGUCCCUCUGGAGCAACUCUAAGCUCGGCUCUACAGAUCCCACACUUCUGCAGCUCAGAUAAUCCCUCUCCGUCCAGUGUGCCUCGAACCCGGGAACCUGUAGGACCCAGCAGCCCCCUCCUCUUCACCUGUUCUCUCUGGGGUCGCUCCAUCCGCCGCUGAGACCGACCCACACCCUCCUCACUCGCCGUAAUCAUGAUCUGGUCUGCGGGCUGCAGCGUGCUUGUCCUGUCCGCGGUUCUGUCCGGUGUCUCUGGGGCGGACAUGGUGUUUCGCUGCCCGGGCUGCACGGCCGAGCGCCAAGCGCUGUGUCCCCGGCUCACGGAGAGCUGCGCGGAGAUCGUCCGGGAGCCGGGCUGUGGCUGCUGCCCCGUGUGCGCGCGUCAGGAGGGCCACACGUGCGGGGUGUACACGCCGAGGUGUGCCACGGGACUGCGGUGCUACCCCACGCCCGGGGCCGAGCUGCCGCUGGAGCAACUGGUGCAAGGCAUGGGCCAGUGCCGGCGCAGAGUGGAGCAGGAGGUGACCACGCUCAGCAGCGAGCCCCAGCAGCACACCAGCGGUGAUGUGGUGGAGGCACUUCCAGAGCAGGGGGUCAGUGAGGGGCCGGUCCUGCUGCAGAAGCCCAGCAAACAGGCCCCGUGGCUGGGACCCAAAGAGACCGCGGUCAGGCAGCACAGACAGGAGCUCAAGACCAAGAUGAAGACCAACAAGGUGGAGGAGGUCAAGCCGGCACGCCCGAAACAGACGCAGUGCCAGCAGGAGUUGGACCAGGUUCUGGAGAGGAUUUCCAAGAUGCCCUUCCGAGAUAACAGAGGUCCCCUGGAGGAUCUGUACGCCCUGCACAUCCCCAACUGUGACAGGAGGGGGCACUAUAACCUCAAACAGUGUAAGAUGUCCCUCCACGGCCAGAGGGGGGAGUGCUGGUGCGUCAACCCGCACACGGGACGCCCCAUCCCGGCCGCCCCCACCGUCAGAGGGGACCCCAACUGCGCCCAGUACCUCACUGAGCAAGACCUGGAGCUGCCCGACCUGGACCAAAUAUGAACCAAAACUAUAACCAAACCAAAACAUCUGAGUAAGCUAUUUACAACGUCAUCGUCAUCUUCACGAUUGUACCAGCACUAAACCAUAUAGAGCAUAGUUUUAGAUUUGUAAAAUGUUCAACUAAAAUAAUGGUACUUAAAAGGGCUGUACCUGUUUUUUUCUCGUUAUAUAUUAAAAAAAAAAAUCCAAAGCAGCUCUUGAGGUCAAAACGAGACCUCUGUGUGCUGUCUGCAACUAACUGUUAAACGUUUUUAUCCUCUGCGAACCAAGAAUUAAGGCUGGUGCGCGAUUAGCAUGCUAGUUGUUGUUAGCAUUAUCAGCUCUUCAGGUCAAAAUGAGUCCGCUGUGUGCUAUCUGCGUCUAAUUCGAAAGCGUUUCGCCAUCCGUGAACGAGGAAGUAGCAAAAGUCCACCUCUGAAAGUUGUGAAAAGUGCUUAUAAAAUCAUCAUGGUGAGUGAUUAAGGUGCUCUGAAUGCAUUAGGUAAGUGAGGAGUAACUGUGGAUCGCUGCAAACUAGUAGUAGUAACGUUAGUAGUUCUGUUUUUUUCACAUUUUUAAGACAAUAACAAAACAAAAAAAUCAGGUACAGCGUUUUUAAGAACAUUUACAGACUGUAUGUAACUGCAGAAGACUUGUAUGGUUCUAGAGUAGACUUGACUACAUGUGAAUUUAACACAUUGCAAAGUACUAAAAAUUCUGCACUUGACUUGAAAUAACACGAUUAAAACCAUUUCCACGUA
Molecule: messenger RNA, 1827 nt
Organism: Periophthalmus magnuspinnatus
Lineage: Eukaryota; Metazoa; Chordata; Actinopteri; Gobiiformes; Gobiidae
Gene: igfbp2a
Product: insulin-like growth factor binding protein 2a
Exons: 4
Coding region: 236-1087 (283 amino acids)
Biological process (GO): regulation of insulin-like growth factor receptor signaling pathway
Cellular component (GO): extracellular region
Molecular function (GO): insulin-like growth factor II binding; insulin-like growth factor I binding
Source: RefSeq, a predicted model, not a curated record